This is a messenger RNA of Morchella importuna, 303 nucleotides long. RefSeq lists its product as uncharacterized. The transcript is spliced from 3 exons. The coding region runs from base 1 to 303 and encodes 100 amino acids. NCBI's taxonomy places the organism in Eukaryota, Fungi, Ascomycota, Pezizomycetes, Pezizales, Morchellaceae. The record is from RefSeq and is a predicted model, not a curated record.
AUGAAGUACACAGCAGUUCUCCUAGCUGCGUUGCUAAUAAGACAGCGCACAUCUCUUCGCCUGACUCACCAAUUUACAUCGAGGAAGCCCAGGGCUGGUUUAUGUCGACGUGUCGCGGGGCUGAGGGCAUCUCUACCCCUGACUACAUGGUACUUACCCCUUCUAGAAUCCUCCUCAACCAGAACUAGCUGGGCGCCCCUUGAGCCUCCAUGUAUCCAUGAGACUCUGGACUCUGGACUCUGGAACAUUUAUCUCGCUUUUGGAAUUGGCAAUGAGACAUAUAUCUGUGACGAGAAUUUCUGA